Messenger RNA from Salarias fasciatus (jewelled blenny), 1247 nucleotides. It is a transcript of the gene gpr12, whose product is annotated as G protein-coupled receptor 12. Gene Ontology annotation, cellular component: membrane. Gene Ontology annotation, biological process: G protein-coupled receptor signaling pathway. The coding region runs from base 173 to 1201 and encodes 342 amino acids. Lineage: Eukaryota; Metazoa; Chordata; Actinopteri; Blenniiformes; Blenniidae. The record is from RefSeq and is a predicted model, not a curated record. The transcript is spliced from 2 exons. Gene Ontology annotation, molecular function: G protein-coupled receptor activity.
UCCUCCUCCUCCUCCUCCUCCUCCUCCUGCUCUUCCUCCUCGAGCUGCGUCUCUGCUGUCCACCGGCGCUGCACCAUCCUCCUCCUCCUCCUCGGUAUCAUGGACAUACGAAGCUGCCGCUCUUCCAUCUAGACGGGGAGUCUCACCUCACGGAGUCAAGACGGGGGGCACAAUGAGUGAGGAGCCGCCGGCCACCCCCAGCUGGCUGAGCCCUGACCCCACGGCGUGGGCCAGCGGCGGCGGGGGGCCGAUGGACAACGGCACCGGCCUGGGGACGUUUCCCCCGGAGGACGGGCUCCAGCCCAGCCAGCUGCCGCUGCUGGUCAACCCCUGGGACAUCGUGCUCUGCUCGUCGGGGACUCUGAUCGCGUGCGAGAACGCCCUGGUGGUGCUGGUGAUCUGGCAGAACCCGGCGCUCAGGGCCCCCAUGUUCCUGCUGAUCGGCAGCCUGGCGCUGGCCGACCUGCUGGCCGGCCUGGGCCUCGUGCUCCACUUCACCUGUGCCUACCUGCUCCGCUCGGACUCGGCCCAGCUGCUGACCGUGGGCCUGGUGGUGGCCUCCUUCUCCGCCUCGGUCUUCAGCCUGCUGGCCAUCACCAUCGACCGCUACCUGUCGCUGUACUACGCCCUCACGUACAACUCGGAGCGGACGGCGGCCUUCACCUACACCAUGCUGGUGCUGCUGUGGGGCCUGUCGCUGUGUCUGGGCCUCCUGCCGGUCACGGGGGUCAACUGUCUGGCGGAGGAGGCCACGUGCAGCGUGGUGCGGCCGCUGACAAAGAACAACAUCGCGGUGCUGUCCGUCUCCUUCCUGCUGCUCUUCGGCCUCAUGCUGCAGCUGUACGUCCAGAUCUGCAAGAUCGUGAUGCGCCACGCCCACCAGAUCGCCCUGCAGCACCACUUCCUGGCCGCCACGCCCCACUACGUCACCACGCGGAAGGGCGUGUCCACGCUGGCCAUCAUCCUGGGUACCUUUGCCGCCUGCUGGAUGCCGUUCACCGUCUACUCCCUCAUCGCCGACUACACCUACCCGCCGCUCUACACCUACGCCACGCUGGUGCCCGCCACCUACAACUCGGUCAUCAACCCGGUCAUCUACGCCUUCAGGAACCAGGAGAUCCAGAAGGCGCUGUGGCUGGUGUGCUGCGGCUGCGUGCCCGCCAGCGUGGCCCAGCGCGCACGGACCCCGAGCGACGUCUGACCCGGGGCGGGCCCAGGUUGGGAAGAAAGAGGCGCCCCGGGUCGUG